AUGGACAAGUUCGAACAUUCUGCACUGCUUCUCAUCCAUCCAUUCCCUGCUCUCCUCUCUGCUCCCCUCGCUCUCUUCCUCGCUGCUAUGGCCAUUCAUGCAAGACAUUGGAAUGACAUGGCAUCCUUGAAGCACCUCACACUGCUAUCCAUAACGGGAAGUGGUCUCAGCGGCUCCUUGCCUGCUGCACUCUUCACCAUGCCCAAUCUCAAGCACCUUGAUCUCUCCAACAACAAGCUUUCAGGCAGAAUACCUGACGAAGUAGGGCUCGCAACAUGCCUCCAGACCAUGGAUCUAAGCAGCAAUUACCUCCAUGGCUCCCUCCCGGCAUCCCUGGGCAACCUCUCGCAUCUCACACGCUU
Closterium sp. NIES-65 is the source of this 362-nucleotide messenger RNA. The record is from the annotation of a GenBank genome assembly. NCBI's taxonomy places the organism in Eukaryota, Viridiplantae, Streptophyta, Zygnematophyceae, Desmidiales, Closteriaceae.